Molecule: messenger RNA, 4877 nt
Organism: Caenorhabditis auriculariae
Lineage: Eukaryota; Metazoa; Nematoda; Chromadorea; Rhabditida; Rhabditidae
Source: the annotation of a GenBank genome assembly
AUGGGCUGUCCCAUGCCAGUCGAGCUACGACCAGAAGAGCUGCGAUUGGCUGCUCGCCAAGUGUUGCUCGGCUCGGCGAGCAACUGCACCCCGCACGACUUUGUCCACGAGCUCGAGGAUCGCCACGGCGUUUACUUGUUUUUCGAAGCGUUCCCCUUCGAACACGCCAUUCUUGCACAGGUUUUCUUCCUCCCAUCCAGCCGUAGCUGUUCGGCUCGAGCUUUCCUGAAAGAGAGAAAACUUUUAUGGGUAACCGCCGAGAAAAGAAGAAAAUCGCGAUAGCUGGCGGUACAUUGACGCCAGUUAUUAGUGUUUUCUCAAUUUCAAUAAAAAUGUUCCCAAAAAGGUCGGCCUAUUUUCUUUUCGUUUUUGAUGGUUUUCCCUUUUAAUUUUGAGGUAUUUUUUUUCGAAAAUAUUAAAAUAAACGACUUCUAGGAUCUAUAUCUGGGAGUAUUCUAACAAGCUUUUCACGGAAAACCCAAUCGCAUAGAAAAAAAUGACCUUCCUUGUGAGUUGCCAAUGCUUCAAUUAUGAAGGAAAAAAACUUAUAAAACUCUAAAAUAUUGAAAGCAAUUCGCUUUUUUGUUGCUAUUUUUCAACUAUGAAAAGCUUUAGAUAGGAGAUUAGGAUGAAUUAAGAGCUUCCGUUUAUCCUCGCUUUCAUUUCUUGUUUUUUUUGGAUAGAAAAGCUUAUGAAUCUGUUCAACGAAUAUGAGUUUUUGAAGUUUUCGCAGUACCCCCUACUUUCAAAUUCAAAAAAAAAGUAGGAAGUUCAUAGCUAGUUUCCGAUAAAAUAAAUUUAUACUAUCGACCGAAUCGAAGCGUGAGAACAGGUGAAAACGGCAUAGACAAGAAAAAUUUGGUUAUCUUUAUAAAUUAAUAAAUUAAUUCUUCAGGUUUUCUACUGUACACUGUUCUCCCUGACGAUUUUGUUCGCGUUACUAGGGAACUUCACCGUUAUGUGGUAGGUUUAUUCUCACUAACACUUUUCUGGAUCGGAAUUUCGGGAAAGUUUGAGAUCGCUGUAGGAAAACGGUUGUACUUAAAGAAUCAAACCGAAAAAUUUGGGAGAAUUUGGAACCUUUCUCUCCAGUUUCACAUAUUAUUUAUUAUUAUUAGUUGGUUCUACCUGUUUUCGUGAUUACCCCAUUGCUGGUUUCUCUUCAAUUUUCGCCGAGAAUCGGGGUAUCCUAAACGUAUUAUGGCGCGUCUGUGAGACGAGAUUUCGCCGGAGGCUACAUGCGUUGAAAGGAUCGAAACAAGCCGCAAUGAGCUGCGGGCAAUUCUGUCGCAUAAUGAAAUGAAAAAUAUGAAGAAGGAUAUUUUUUCUGGUUUUUUUCUUCAGAACAGUGAUACUUUCUAAGAGGAAACAACGAAAAAUUCAAAUUUUUGAAUAAAAUUUGUGUCAAAAAAAAAGAUCUGAUGUUAGGCAAAGCAGUGAGUGAGGUUUGGAACCGGCGUGUCUUUUUGUACAGUUACUAUUCUCGAAAAGUUUUUUUUUCAAAAACUUAAAUCUGAGAAAAAAACAACGCUAACAUAACGCGAAAAUAAUAAUUUUUUCGCUGAUCGUCGAAAAAAAAAAAACAAUCUUACGGCUCCCAUUUAAGUUUCGGAAGUAAACAGAAAUAAUGCAAUCGACAUAAAUUUUCUUGUCGUUACGAUUGCGUUGAUUGGUCUGCGAGCUUUUUUUCACCGAGAAAUUCUCAAUGAUUCACUGAAAAACCCUAAUAGCUGAAAGAAAAAAACUUAUUGUAGGAUUAUUCUGCGACAUAGGCAGAUGCGCAGUGUUACCAAUUACUAUUUGCUGAACUUGGCCAUUGCGGACGCUUCAAUUUCUGUCUUCAAUACUGGCUUUUCUUGGUCUUACAACUUCUACUAUGUGUGGAUGUAAGUUUUUUUUUUCCAAUUUGAAAAAACUAAGUUAUCAAAAUCGACACACAAGUUUCAAUAGCUUUCUACAGAGGGGAGGAAGAAAUUUUUGCUGGGAAAAUUUUCCGUGGCCACAUUUUGAGGUCCUGGAGGCCACUAUAGUAGUCGGUUUAGUGGCCACUUGAGUGGCUAAAAUUUAAUGGCCUCUGAGUUGCACAACUGGAUCACAAACUACUAUAAUGGCGACUAAGGCGCAAUAUAGUGGCUUCUACAGAUGUGAUCUUAGUGGCCACUUUAGUGUUCUCUCCGAGUAGUCCUUCAGAAACCACUAAAGUAAUCACUAGAGUUUUACGCAGUUUUUGAAAAAAAAAAGGGAGAAAGUUCAAGCAGCAGAGAAGAAUACUGGAAACUACUGUCGUACAAAUUUCCUUUUGAUUAGAUUCGGGAACUUCUACUGUCGAGUGAAUAAUUUGAUGGGUAUUACGCCGAUCUGCGCCAGCGUCUUCACUAUGAUUGUCAUGAGCAUCGACAGGUACGUCAACCUUUUAAAGAACGUUCCUGCUACCAUAAAUCCCAUCUCAAAAACAAAGAGCAUGAUAUCAGGCUAGGGUCCACGAAGAAUAGCCAGGAGGGGAACAAAAUAUUCAGAAUUUUUCUCAUUCCUUCUCUUCAAAACUGUCAAAAAAAAGUAUCCAUCGUAUGAAAACAAAUUGCUCAUCACUCUUUCUUCUGAUUCCUUCUACUUCUGAUAAGAGAAGAGAUUGUUCGAGAUUUAUUUUCACUUCAUUUCUAUUUUCCUACGAAAAAAAAAUCCAAAAUUUGGUGGGUAAUUAAGAGUGCAAGUAAAGGGUGUUGGGUGAGAAGGAGAAAUGUGGUCGUCAUCCGGAAUUUCCAUCAAAUCCAAGUAUCUUAUAAAUAUGCAGCUGAGAAAAGAGUCGUCCUUUUUUUAAGCCUUCGUUUCCGCCUUUUAUCUCUAACCGCUCUCAAAAAAAAGCUUGUAAUUUUGCUAAAAACCAAAAUUAUGUCUGACUCCCCAAAAUUUAGUUAUCUUUUCAAUAUGUGACAACCGUUUUGAAUUUCCCGGAAUCACUUUGAACACGGUAGGCGAAAACUUCUCAAAGUUUGUUAGUUUUUUCUUUCUCGAAGUUCUGUAUUCACAGUGAAUUUAAGAACGAGCAGACAUUCAUAAUAAUAUGAAAAUUUAACGAACUCGAAGCCUAAGCCAGUAGUUGAUCAAGUUGAAAGCAUGGUCUUAUGGUUCUUCACCUUGUUCUUGUGCGCCUAAUUCAUCCAGUUGCGCUUUGAAAAGUUCAUAUUGUAGAGAAUGUUAUUUCGGACCCGAAUAUCGUUCUCUAGGUGAAACCAAAAAACGGAGAGCAACCAAGGCCAGAGAAGACUUUCCACGAGAAAGUGAUUUUUUUUUUUCAGAUAUUGGGCGAUUGUUCACCCUUUGCGCCGUAGACCAGGGAAACGAGCCACCGUCUCGAUCAUUGGCGGGAUCUGGGCUCUCGCCAUUCUUUGCGGUGUUCCGGCAUUCUUCAGUUCUAAAGUGUGUUUGAUAGUUUUUAUCGUAACCAAACUUCUUAGAAUAAAUAACGUUUGCCUCGGCGCAGGAGUUGCAAGUUAGGAGGUAAAACCUUCGUCCCGAUCUCAAAUAGGCUCACUAACCAGAAUUUUUCUUGAAACUUAUUUCAAAUUGACUCUGAAAGAAUUAAAAUUUUGGGUGGACGUCUUCUAUUUCUACGACGGCGAAACGCUUAACGAGAACCCUCUCUGUCUGGCUCAAAAUUUUCCCGACGGCAAGGGCGACGAGUCACUCUUCGGACACAUGUGAGUGUAAUUGUUACUAGGGUUCAGUACGAAAGAGAACACGGUCUCGUUAAAAAUAAAUAAGAAUUUUAAAGGAUUUCUGUUUUGGGUCAUGCAAAAUGAAUUAGUGAAAGUUUUGAACGAUUCGUUUUGGCAGAUACAACAACGGUCUGAUAGCUGUGCAAUACUUGCUGCCGCUGUGCGUUCUUUCGGCGGCCUACUACCGCGUCGGCGUCGAACUACGAAAGGACAAGUGUGUCGGAGAUGUACGCCACGCUAAGUCUAUCGCGGCCAAACGCAAGGUACAGAUUCUGUACUACAGAAAAUGGCAUUCAUGAAAAUUUUGACUCUAAAGUUACGUUUCUCAGGCACAAGAACUGAAAAAUAGUUUUUUCUAGCUUCCGUGUCUACCACCUUCAAUUUAAUUUCAUGUACAUUUUACAAAUUUACCAAACAAAAAAAAUAGAGAAGUGAGGAGCCUCAAAAAUUGGCUGUAUAUCUUUAAAAAUAUCCAUCCAGUUCUCUUUUUAUCAUCUUCUAGGCCUCUUUCAUGCUCGCCGUGGUUGUCUUCAUCUUCAUUGUCGUCUGGCUUCCUUACAACGCCUGGUACCUCACGUUGCACUUUCUGCCAGCUGAGAAAAAAAUUGUAAGCAAAAUUUUCUCAGUAAGCUUUUCAUUCGGUUUUCAGUUGUUUCUGUACAUUUACAUCAACAUUUAUUGGCUGGGGAUGUCGUCGACAGUUAUCAACCCAAUUAUAUACUACUUCAUGAACCGAAAGCGAGUUUCUUUUUUCUACAUUUUCUUAUUAUUGCGAAAAAUUCAACGGAAAAUUAGACAAAAAAAGGCUUGUGCCAGAAUUUUUCUGAAGGCCUUUGACAUAGUCCUUCGUCGGUACUGGGAACGUUUUUGACGCAAAAGAAAACAUUGCUGAUCAGCCUAACGUACAAAUAGGAUGGUUUCGGGAAGAUACCUUUACUUGGGUUCUUCAAGGUUAAAAAAGGCAGCGAUGUGGCUUUUGACUUUCUAUUACAUGGGAAUCGACUAGUCAGGGUUGAGUUUUCCAGAUUUCGCGUUGGAUUCCACUACGCGUUUCGUUGGCUUCCGUUUGUCAACUCGAGUCGCGCCGAAUACGUCGCGAUUCUGUCGCAAACGCGACCGUCCCUUCUGCCGCCAACAACUGCUCACACAACCGACUUUUGA